AUGUCGCUCUCCAAAGUCAAGCACAUCGUUCUGGUGCUCUCAGGCAAAGGAGGCGUCGGCAAGUCCUCGGUAACAACGCAACUGGCAUUAUCGCUUUCUCAAGCAGGUCACUCCGUUGGUGUCCUAGAUGUCGACCUCACCGGACCCUCAAUACCGCGCAUGUUUGGGAUCGAAGACGCGAAAGUUACACAAGCCCCAGGCGGAUGGCUGCCCAUCACCGUACACGAAGCCGACCCAUCCACAGGUAUCGGCUCACUUCGAGUCAUGAGCCUUGGGUUCCUCCUCCCCCGACGAGGCGACGCCGUCGUAUGGCGCGGGCCCAAAAAGACAGCGAUGGUGCGGCAGUUCCUGUCAGACGUGUUCUGGGAUGAACUCGACUACCUUUUGAUUGACACGCCGCCGGGGACGAGCGACGAACACAUAUCGUUAGCCGAGACGCUCCUGCAGAAGGCACAUCCAGAACAGCUCGCUGGGGCAGUGGUCGUGACGACGCCCCAGGCCGUGGCCACGGCUGAUGUCAGGAAGGAGCUCAAUUUCUGCACCAAGACGGGGAUCCGCGUGCUCGGCGUCGUCGAGAACAUGAGCGGGUUUGUGUGCCCCAACUGCAGCGAGUGCACAAACAUUUUUAUGAGCGGUGGCGGGGAGGUUAUGGCGAAGGACUUCAACGUCCGGUUCCUGGGGCGCAUCCCUAUCGACCCUCAGUUUUUGGUGCUCAUCGAGACUGGGAAAAGUCCGCGGUAUCCAGAAGGGACCUCGGUCAAUGGGCAGGAUAUUUCUUCAGCAACUCAAGUCGCUGCUAACGGUGACGAGACGCGGGAUUCCCGGCUCCUGGUCUAUAAGUACAAGAGUUGCUCUCUUGCCCCCAUUUUUGGUCCUAUCACGGCCGAUAUCAUUGCCGAUGUUACAAGGUAG
Chaetomium globosum CBS 148.51 is the source of this 912-nucleotide messenger RNA. RefSeq lists its product as uncharacterized. NCBI's taxonomy places the organism in Eukaryota, Fungi, Ascomycota, Sordariomycetes, Sordariales, Chaetomiaceae. Gene Ontology annotation, molecular function: 4 iron, 4 sulfur cluster binding; ATP binding; ATP-dependent FeS chaperone activity. Gene Ontology annotation, biological process: iron-sulfur cluster assembly. The coding region runs from base 1 to 912 and encodes 303 amino acids. The record is from RefSeq and is a predicted model, not a curated record. The transcript is spliced from 2 exons. Gene Ontology annotation, cellular component: cytosol.